Molecule: messenger RNA, 1329 nt
Organism: Hymenoscyphus albidus
Lineage: Eukaryota; Fungi; Ascomycota; Leotiomycetes; Helotiales; Helotiaceae
Source: the annotation of a GenBank genome assembly
GCCAGCCAGCCAGCCAGCCAGCCAGCGUGUGCUGUUGGCUGUGGUUGUUUACAGUUCCCAGGGCUUCCAUCAGUGAGAAGCACCUGCCAGCCUUGCGUGCUUCUACGACUCUGCACCUGCAUCGCAACCCCCCUCUGUCUCUGGAUUCUUCUAUUUACGCAUGCCACCUUGCCAUUGCAACGUGCCUGAUCUUGUAUCACAUCUCAUCAUCCAUUCACAAACAAACACAUUUGAGCAAUCCUACUUUUCUUGGUUACGCCUUGUCAAGAGACAUCGAAUAGUCUUCGAAGCAGCAUCAUCUUUGUCUUCGCCCGCCCACUUUCUUGUUUCCCUUGCGUUUGCAGCAUUUACGGUCCAUCAACAAAUACACAUCAUGGCUUCAUCAACUAAUCCUCCAUACGAUGCGCAGGCCUCUACAAAUUACAAGGAAGCAUUUGCUCUAUUCGACAAGCGGGGAAACCAACGUGUUGCGCUCGAUAGCUUGGGAGAUUUACUACGAGCAUGCGGUCAAAACCCAACUUUGUCCGAGAUUCGCGAUUUGGAGAAGAAUGUUGGAUCUGAUUGUACGCUUCUUGAUUUCUUCCCCCCAGACUUGCAAUAAAUUCCGCGGAACCCGGAAAUCAGCUUGCUGACUAUAUUCGCAGUCGACUUCGAGACCUUCUCCAAGAUCCUCAACCGACCUGGUGGUUUCCGCGAACCCGGCGAGCCUGAAGAAUAUUGCCGCGGUUUCCAAGUUUUCGACAAGGACAUGACGGGUUUUAUCGGUGUGGGACAACUGCGAUAUAUUCUGACGAAUUUGGGAGAGAAGAUGAGUGAUGAGGAGGUUGAUGAGCUGUUGAAGGCUGUUGACACUAGUUCGGGGGAGAUCAACUACACUGGUAUGUUUACAGCAAAAUAUCUAUUUACAGACGGAUUUCCAUGUUUUAUUCUGGACAAGGAAGAAGUAUACUUUGAAACCAAGCUGACAUCAUAUCAAAGAUCUCGUCCGAACAAUCCUCGCAAACUAGACGCACCGGAACUCUCGAAAGCGGCAGUCAUGGUCGAUAUGGUGGUAUGACAUUUCUACAUUAAAUUCAUGGCAUGGAUAGGGGCUCACUCAGGGCUGGGGAGGCGUUUUACGUUGCAUGAAAUAUGGUUCUUUUGAAAGAAAGCUUCCGGGGAGCUGGGCGUGAAUCACAUGAAUUCUGCUUUUUUUUUUAAUUCCUAUUGGUAUGUACGAAUAUUAUGGUACAUAGCUUAGGAAAACAGUGAUUGCAUCUGAUGCAUUUUUUAACUCGCUUUACAUUUUGGGGGUAUCAUUUCCGCGUCUAUUUAAAUCCAUAAUCAAAA